Messenger RNA from Actinia tenebrosa (Australian red waratah sea anemone), 839 nucleotides. Its product is annotated as ADP-ribosylation factor 6. The record is from RefSeq and is a predicted model, not a curated record. Lineage: Eukaryota; Metazoa; Cnidaria; Anthozoa; Actiniaria; Actiniidae. Gene Ontology annotation, molecular function: GTPase activity; GTP binding.
GUACUGAAGCGGCUUAUUUUCAACGGCCACCAUCAUGGACUGACUGGCACGCCCAUGAAGAUUCUUACUACCAUUAUUCUUCCCUAAUUUUCCCCGUCAAAACGAAACUAAAACCUUACAAUUACACUCCAAAUUGAACAACCAGCUAUUGGUCUUGAGCUUUCCAGAAAAUCCCGGCGUUUGGCCGGCGAAGGAAGAAAAGCUUGGAGCCAGAACAGAAGGUAUCUGAAAUAAAGCUCCACCAUGGGGAAGCUGUUAUCAAAGAUAUUCGGAAACAAAGAAAUGAGAAUACUUAUGCUUGGUUUAGAUGCUGCAGGAAAAACCACUAUACUUUACAAGAUGAAAUUAGGGCAGUCUGUCACCACUAUACCAACAGUAGGAUUUAAUGUAGAAACAGUAACUUUUCAAAAAGUCAAAUUUAAUGUCUGGGAUGUUGGAGGGCAGGACAAGAUCAGACCGUUAUGGCGGCAUUACUUUGCAGGCACUCAAGGACUUAUCUUUGUUGUUGAUUGUGCGGACAGGGAUAGAAUUGAUGAAGCUAAAAAUGAACUUAAUAGAAUUAUCAGUGAUAAGGAAAUGAAGGAUGCAAUCAUUCUUGUCUUUGCUAACAAGCAAGAUUUACCAGAUGCUAUGAAACCACAUGAAGUCCAAGAAAGACUUGGCUUAACAAAAAUAAGAGACAGAAACUGGUAUGUGCAGCCAGCUUGUGCAACAAGAGGUGAUGGACUAUAUGAUGGAUUAAGCUGGCUGAGCAACAACCACAAGCCUUGAUAGUCCUUUAUUAGACCCUUUGCAUGUGACAUCACAUCAGCUCAAUAGACCCUUUUCGAGUUCCAAAU